Molecule: messenger RNA, 990 nt
Organism: Cinclus cinclus
Lineage: Eukaryota; Metazoa; Chordata; Aves; Passeriformes; Cinclidae
Gene: SWSAP1
Product: SWIM-type zinc finger 7 associated protein 1
Exons: 2
Coding region: 30-725 (231 amino acids)
Biological process (GO): double-strand break repair via homologous recombination
Cellular component (GO): Shu complex
Molecular function (GO): single-stranded DNA binding
Source: RefSeq, a predicted model, not a curated record
AUUGGCUGCCCGGCUCCGGCCCUCUCACCAUGGCGGCGGCGCUGGAGCGGGCGCUGGGCCCGGCGGCACCGGGGGACGGUUCGGAGGCGGCGCUGCCGCCGCUGCCGGUGCUGGUGCUGGGUCCGGCGGGCUCGGGCCGCACCUCGCUGCUGCUGCGGACGGCGCUGGCGGGCGGCGCGGACGGGCCCCGCGCGCUGUUCCUGGCUCCGAACGCGAUCCCGCGGCUCCCGGGAGGCCCCGGCGGCCCCGGCCCCGACCCGCGGGCGCUGCAGCGCCUGGAGCUGCGCUACCCCCGCUCUCGGCUGUCGCUGUGUCACGAGCUGGUGUCGCGGGUGUCGCUGUCCCCUCACCCUCCGUCUCUGCUGCUCCUGGACGACCUGGAGCGAUACCUGGGGAUGUCCCCGAAUGUCCCCUCCCGCCUGGCCGCGCUCCUGCUCGAGCUCACGCGUGUCCCCCGCUGUCCCCCGCGUGUCCCCCCGCAGCUGGUGGCCUCCCUGUCCCUUCCCCCUCCCGCCCCGCACAUCUUGGGGACGUUGCUGCGCUUCUUCCCGGCUCGGUGUCACCUGAGCCCGGCCCGCGGUGACAGCCCCGGCUACGCUCGGGUGACACUGAGAUGUCCCGGGACAUCCCCCCGGAGGUGGCGGCUGCGCCUCGGACACGCCGAGCACGGGGACGGCGACGGGGACGGCGACGGGGACGGCGACAGCGAGGAGGAGUGGGCGUGACACAGCCAGCACGGGGUGGCACGGACACCAUGGGUGACACGGACUCGGCGUCACCCCCCCUCUGGUGACAAAGACUCAAUGUCGCCCCCCCACAAGUGGCAAGGACCUCGGUGUCACCCCCGUCUGGUGGCACGGACCCCAUGGGUGACAUGGACUCGGUGUCACCCUCCCUCUGGUGGCACAGCCCUGACAUCACCCCCUCCCCCCCGCUGCUGUCACCCUGCUCCCCGCAGGGCCCUGGGGACACAGGCACUGCAGGGGACGU